AUUCUUAUCAGUAUUGGAGUUAGAUAUCGCGAUAAUACACCGGUAUGUAUCAUUAUCGUGCACUCGUGUCGUUCCCAAUUAACCUAACAAAGUGAGUGAAGUGAAAAAAAAACAAAUGAAAUAAGUGUUUGUGUGAUUUGAAAUAUGACAAUGUGGUGUAUAGUUUCUCUGUGAAUAUACGAUUGGAUCUAUGAAAGAAAAGUAUUAUCACUACUUACAAUGGCGUUCGAGCGCGGGUCUGCUGGCUCCGCAGCUGGCAUGCCAGUCAUCCUCCCCGGCGGCGUCAGCGCCGGCGCCGCCGCUCCCCGCGCCGGCGUCACCCCCGCGCGUGGUCUCCGCCCCGCCCGCCGCCAUCCAGCCCCCUCCCGACCCCGCCCCGCAAGACCAAGAAGAUGGCGUCAGAUUGCGGCGCACACACACUGUCGCUGUACGAGACUACCUCAAGAGGGAAACGCAGACGUUUUUCGGCGUUCAGAGGGAUAACGAGAGGGAACAAAGACGGCUGUGGUAUGAGAGGCGGAGGAGGCACGCGGCGCGGGCGCUCGGUGACCUCCGGCCCGACCUGCCGCCCGAUCAUCAUCCUGAUGAUGAUGAUAUUAGUAUGUACGGAGCGUCGGGCGCGGCACCCAGGGAGGCGCGGGGGCGCGCUCGCGAGCGGCCCGACGUGCUGCCUGCGCCGGCGCCGCUGGAGGAGCCCGCGACGCCGACGUUGCCGCGCCCCGGCAAGGACAGCGUGGCGCGGCUCACGCUCACUGGACUAUCUUAUGUUGUUACUGCGGUGACGAGACGCUCGCGUCAAUCAACGUCGGCGCAAUGGUCGCGGUCGUUCCGCGGGGCGGUGCCGCACGAUGACGUCGACGUUGAUGACGUGUUCUUCACACUGCCGACGUCAGCCACUCCGCUGCAGCAGCACGACGAAACGGAUCAUGUUGACGGGUCUAAGGGUGCGAGGUCCCCAAUUGGUUCGAACAGCGUGGAAUAUCGGAGGCCGGAGCGGAGUGUGUCGUGGGGCGCGGGGGGCGCUCGCAUACACACACCGAUGUUGGAGCCCCUGGCUGACAACUCUAAUCGGAGGCAGUUCGGGAUGGGUGUUGUUGGUAGAUUCUUUAGGCGUUCCCUUCGGAAGUCGGUGGCGCACCAAGACGAGGUAGCCCGCCAGCUGGACGAGCUGACGGACUACCGGCCUUACUUCACGUGGUGGGUCAGCACAGUGCAGACGCUGGUGCUGCUGCUGUCACUCCUGUGCUACGGCUUCGGCCCGGUCGGGUUUGGCCGGCACACGCACUCCGGACAGGUUUUAGUCAAGAGUUUGAGUUUACAACAGGUCGAAUGGGAAGAGCCAGCGUCAUUUUGGCUGGGCCCUCGAGCGGCGGAUCUAAUACACUUGGGGGCUAAAUUUGCCCCCUGCAUGAGAAGGGACGCGAGGAUAGCACGGGCCAUUGCUGCGUCGGCGAGGAGAGAAAGGGAUACUGCGUGCUGCAUACGGAAUGAUGACUCAGGAUGUGUGCAAUCGUCUAAGGCUGACUGUUCGAGUACGAUCUCGACGUGGAAGAAAUGGUCAUCGGGCGAGUCUGGGCCGGGUGGUCGGAUAUCGGGAUCAGUCUGCGGGUUGGACCCUAAGUUCUGCGAAGCACCACGCUCGAUAGCACCGCACGAAUGGCCAGAUGACAUCACAAAAUGGCCGAUUUGCCGCAAAUCAGUUCUAGACGGGUCUGCGGCAGCGGGCCGCGCGGGUCAUGCUGCUGAGCAUAUGGCUUGCGAGGUCAUCGGCCAUCCAUGCUGUAUAGGGGUCCACGGGCAAUGUGUCAUCACAACGAGAGAACACUGUGACUUCGUCAAGGGUUAUUUUCAUGAGGAAGCGUCAUUGUGUUCUCAGGUGUCAUGUUUAGAUGAUGUAUGUGGUAUGCUGCCGUUCAUGCGAAGAAGACGACCAGACCAGUUAUACCGGGCCUGGACGUCUUUAUUCGUCCACGCCGGCUUGCUGCAUCUGGCUGCAUCGCUGGCGCUGCAGUGGCUCUUUAUGAGGGACCUGGAGAAGAUGGCCGGGCCUGUUAGAAUAGCUGUCAUAUAUUUAGGAAGUGGGGUCGCCGGGAACAUGGCGUCUGCUAUAUUUGAACCUUAUAGGGCUGAGGUGGGGCCAGCUGGAUCACAUUUUGGUCUACUAGCAUGUCUAAUAGUAGAAGUAAUAGGCGCGUGGCCUCUUCUGAGGCAUCCGAAGCGUGCAAUCCUUAAACUUGUCGGUAUUGCGAUAGCGUUAUUCCUCCUGGGCCUUCUGCCUUGGAUCGACAAUUUCGCGCAUGUCUUCGGUUUCGUGUUUGGUUUUCUACUGGCGUACGCGUUACUGCCGUUCAUAACGUUCGGGCCGUAUGAUAGGCGGCGGAAGAUAGCGUUAGUGUGGGUCUGCAUGGUGUCGGCGGGGGGCAUGUUGUGCGCUCUGGUGGCGCUGUUCUACGCGGCGCCGGCGUACGAGUGCGCGGCGUGCGCGUACUUCACGUGCCUGCCGUUCGCGCCCGACAUGUGUGCCUCGCAGGACGUGCGCGUGCGCCAGCUGGACGCGGUAUGACGGCGCGCGGCCCGGGCGCGUCCGCCGCCGCCGCCCCCCGCCCCGCACUGUCCCGCACGCACCCCGCCACUGCAACACUCACAUUGGUACAGAGACUCAAUUAACCCCCUAUUGCUCACUGACUACAUGUUUGCCAUACAUUUAGCGUCAUAGAAUGAGAUGGAAUGCACAAAUAGAAGUUAUACUGAUUGACAGACUCCUGACUAGGUCAGAACGAAUUUUGUAUGUUACAAGUACAGAGUUGAGUUUCUGUAUACAGUGUUCUGUGUUGCCACUGCCCUUUUCAGCGACCGUGUGGUAUGAGAGUGCGAUCUAGUAUCUAUCUAGGCGAUCUGUUGAAAGUCUGUAAUCGUCGAACUAGACUAUAAAGUGUAUGCGAAUAUUUCAUCGAUUAUUUAAUUUAUCAAUAAGCGUGUUAAGGUUCGUUGGGUAUAUUUUGUGAACUUUUAUUUCACCUCUAUUUCCUGUUAGAUCGAAUUUAUUGUGCAAGCUAUUCUUACGCCAUCAAAAAUUCAAAAAAUCCUCAUUUAUCCUACUUAAAAAAGCAACUUCUUUAACCUAAUUUUGUAAAAUAUUUCAAAUGGAUGGCUCGUGAAAUGAAUUCGAUUCUAAAUCUGAAUAUAAGAAACAUUGUGCUAUAUGAAUCCACGGAUUAGACUUAAAAUUACGGACGCGACUUAAAUGUAAAUAUUCUGUAAAAUAAAACAAUUAUGGUAUUAGGUAAGAAUAUUAUGUUCUUUCUGCGUGAGUAUUACGGGGAAUUCGUUACGUCACGUUGUAAAUCAUUAAUUCUGUAUCUUUACACAAAGUUUAUACGUAUGUACACCGAACAAAAAAAAAAAUAGCACCCAAACCAAUUAAAAAACAAUAAUUUCUUCUAUUGCUAGUUCUUUGUUUAUGUGACGUAACGUGAUCUUGUAACAGUGUCAAAUAUACAUAAUUUAGUAUAUUA
Messenger RNA from Trichoplusia ni (cabbage looper), 3515 nucleotides. RefSeq names its product inactive rhomboid protein 1. Gene Ontology annotation, molecular function: serine-type endopeptidase activity. The record is from RefSeq and is a predicted model, not a curated record. The coding region runs from base 191 to 2563 and encodes 790 amino acids. NCBI's taxonomy places the organism in Eukaryota, Metazoa, Arthropoda, Insecta, Lepidoptera, Noctuidae. Gene Ontology annotation, cellular component: endoplasmic reticulum membrane. The transcript has 12 exons. Gene Ontology annotation, biological process: regulation of protein secretion; regulation of epidermal growth factor receptor signaling pathway.